UUCGUAUUUUGCCUUUACGAAGCCCUCAAAAUCCAUAAGCAGAUAUCGAACGGGAUCCAGUGCUUCAUGAGAGAUCAAGAACAUCAAGUGCCAAUAUCGUAUACCGGAACCGUAUAUUUACAGGUACUUACGCUUCAAUCAUGCACACCACUACUUCUAAUAGCCAUGAUCAUCAUGUACACCAUCGGUCAACUACAACUCUUCAGUCAUCCAAUACUCGAGCACCUUUCGCAAACAGUGAUAGCAUUUCUGCCUUUAUGUAAUCCGAUCAUUUCCCUUACUUAUAUCACACCCUAUCGGAAGGUAGUCGUUGAAUGGUUCGAGCCUGUCACACGAAAAUAUUCCUACCAAUCGGCAGGGUCUACAGGGUCGAUUUUAUGA
This is a messenger RNA of Haemonchus placei, 381 nucleotides long. NCBI's taxonomy places the organism in Eukaryota, Metazoa, Nematoda, Chromadorea, Rhabditida, Trichostrongylidae. The record is from the annotation of a GenBank genome assembly.